CCUUUUCUUUCUCCAAACUUCUAUAGAAAGGGUGACAGAGAGUAGAGAGAGAAAGCUAUCGCCUAUCGGCCAUGUCGGACGAGGAGCACCAUUUCGAGUCGAAGGCAGAUGCAGGGGCAUCCAAGACCUAUCCGCAGCAAGCUGGUACCAUCCGGAAGAAUGGCUACAUAGUCAUCAAAUCCCGCCCUUGCAAGGUUGUUGAGGUCUCCACUUCAAAAACUGGCAAGCAUGGGCAUGCUAAGUGUCACUUUGUGGCAAUUGAUAUUUUCAAUGGGAAGAAGCUUGAAGAUAUUGUUCCUUCCUCUCACAAUUGUGAUGUUCCUCAUGUUAAUCGCACUGACUACCAGCUGAUUGACAUCUCGGAAGAUGGUUUUGUGUCUCUUCUUACCGAAAACGGGAACACCAAAGAUGACCUGAGGCUUCCCACCGAUGAAGCUCUGCUUGGCCAGAUUAGAGGUGGAUUUGAUGAAGGAAAGGAUCUUAUUUUGACUGUUAUGUCUGCAAUGGGAGAAGAGCAGAUCUGUGCGGUGAAGGACAUUGGUAAAACUAGUUAAGUCGCAUGGUUUCCAACCCCCUAUCUUGCUAUAGCGAAAGCUUCAUAAGGGAACCUUGUUCGCAGAACCAUUAUUUUCCAUCGAAAGUUUAGCGAGACAGUGAGCUUGAACCUUGUUUGUUGGACUUUAGACAAAAGUGCUGGCAAUCCUUGUAGUGAAGGAUCUGCAGCCGCAGUGGAUUGAGAUUUUACCCUUUUUGGUUCUGUUUUAUUUCUGUGCUUAACUGUUGCAGCUAAAUUCAAUCUUAUGUGCAUGAUUAUUGAUUCCUUUCCUUUUGAAGAAAAUGGCAUUAUGAAAGAAUCUCCUUGUGGUUUUU
Molecule: messenger RNA, 870 nt
Organism: Ipomoea triloba (trilobed morning glory)
Lineage: Eukaryota; Viridiplantae; Streptophyta; Magnoliopsida; Solanales; Convolvulaceae
Product: eukaryotic translation initiation factor 5A-1/2
Exons: 5
Coding region: 72-554 (160 amino acids)
Biological process (GO): positive regulation of translational termination; positive regulation of translational elongation
Molecular function (GO): ribosome binding; RNA binding; translation elongation factor activity
Source: RefSeq, a predicted model, not a curated record